Messenger RNA from Mesitornis unicolor (brown roatelo), 627 nucleotides. It is a transcript of the gene ZCCHC7, whose product is annotated as zinc finger, CCHC domain containing 7. Bases 1 to 627 code for a protein of 208 amino acids. The transcript has a single exon. The record is from RefSeq and is a predicted model, not a curated record. Lineage: Eukaryota; Metazoa; Chordata; Aves; Mesitornithiformes; Mesitornithidae.
AUGUUUGUUGGACACGAAGACGACGAGGAUAGCUACAAGUACGAAGAUGAGCUUUAUCAUGAGGAGUCGUCCAGUGAGCAGAGUGUUGAUAGCGACGUGGAAUUUCAUCUCUACAGCCAGAUCCACUAUUCCCAAAAUCUUGGAGAAAUCAGCGUGCUGGAAGUGGAUGAAGAGUCUGAUGAUGCAGGAGUUCCGGCUGAAAAGAAGAAAAUCACAGUUGAUCCCGAGGUCAUCGUCUUGUCUGACACACCCGAUGAAGAUAGUAUUUACAAAAGCAAAGCAAAGAAGUCAGCAGGCCGUUUAGAGCGAGGCAAAAUGCACAUUCAUCCAGCAUCUUCCACACCGAACCAUGCCAAGGCCGCUGCAUGCAGUGCCCUGUCCCUGUCUGGAUCAGGCGCAGACACUUCGAGGGAAGGGAGAAGCGCUGGGGGGAAGCUUAGCCCAGUUUGUGCUGCUGGAGCCCACACCAUCGCAGACAUGCUGGUGAUAGACGAUAGCUCGGAGGAGAGCGUGAUAUCUGAAGAUCAUGUCGAGAACUGGAUGCUUCUGGGAGCCGAUGCAGAUGACGGGGAUGAAGAUAUAAUAUUGAACAUCGAAGGCUUCACAACUCCUGCCAGCGAAGGUUAG